AUGUCAGGAUCAGCCCCGGAGGAGCCUCAGACCUCCAUUCCUCAAAGCACAGCUAGUCUUCCUGAUCCUGCUCCGGUUGCUGUCGGACCUGGAGGCUCAAGUGACGUUUCCUUUGGUGAGCAAAAUCUUAGCUUCACCACCACAGACGUCAGCCUGGUGGAGAUGAUGGAAAUUGAGUAUAGCCAGCUGCAGCACAUACUUCACUCGCAUGCGGAGGCACAAGCUAGUGAAGGUGAAGUGGAAGCUAGGCUCAAUUCUUUCUCCUCGCCUGGUAAUUCUGCAGACCCCCCUCUGCACCAGACCUCACUGAACACCGGUCAGGAGGGGUGUUCAUCAAACAGCUCUGGGAACCAGUCGGUUUACCCAGUUAUCUAUCAGUCAGGAUUAACUUCUGACAGCAAUUUGCUAAGUUCAAACCCACGUUUGGGCUAUGCUGACUUUCAGGAGCUCAGAAUGAUGUUACUUAGCGAGUCUAACCUCCCUUUGAACCAAACAGAUAAAACGCCUAACAGUAGCUCUGCAGAAGUCCCAGGACACAGUUUAGUGAAAGUUAAACAUGGUGAAAAUUUUGUUGGGGCGAAUAAAGGAAACAUACUUGUUGAAAAUUCGGCACUGGCACCAGAGCCUAGAUCUAAAUCUGCAGUCAGAGUUCGGUUGGAAGACAGAUUCAACAGCAUCCAGACAGAAAACCCCAGAUGUCAAGAACCCCAAGAAUCUGGAGUAACUCUUAACAAUUUAGUAACAUUGAUUCGACAGCCAUCAGAACUGAUAGGCGUUCCUCUUCAUCAGCAAGAAAACAAGUGUGCUGCAUUAGGGAAAAAUAAGAGUGCAUCUGCCGCACCUUCUUUACCGUUCACAUACCCGUUAUUUACUAUGAACGCAUGUUCUACUGCUGGAAGUGUUAAUCCUUCACAAGCACAGACCUCUGGAACUUCUUGCACUACUUUGGAAGCUGCCAAACACCAAGACCUUGGGAUACCCAAGACAUUCUCUUUCUGCUAUCAGGAAAUUGAAUCUGCAAAACAGACAGUAGGUGCUAUGAAUAAAUCUUUGCCUGAGGAAGUUUGGCUUAAAGUUGGAGACACCUUAUGCAAGCAAGCAAUAAACAGAAGAAGUUGCAGCCGAAUAAGCCCAUCGGAUACAAACGUAGAUCGCAAACCUCUUAGUGAAAUUCAAAAUAUGUGUGAUGAUAGCCAGAGUACUGCAUCUGCCCAGGGUCCCUGGCAGGCAGCACAAUCAAAUUCAAGUCUGCUUGUGCAGAGUGGUACACAGGACGGAAUCGCACAGCGAAGGGAGAGACACAACCGCAUGGAGAGAGACAGAAGGCGCAGAAUCCGGAUUUGUUGUGAUGAGCUCAAUCUUCUGGUUCCGUUCUGUACUGUUGAUACUGAUAAAGCAACAACUUUACAAUGGACGACUGCAUUUCUGAAGUACAUUCAGGAAAGGCAUGGCGAUUCGCUGAAACAGGAAUUUGAGACUGUGUUCUGUGGUAAAACAGGCAGGAGACUAAAAAUAGCAAGAUCAGACUCAUUUGUAACAUGUCCAGUGCAGGAAAACACGCAUGGCUAUGGAGAGCAAGUAGUCUGA
Molecule: messenger RNA, 1587 nt
Organism: Phaethon lepturus (White-tailed tropicbird)
Lineage: Eukaryota; Metazoa; Chordata; Aves; Phaethontiformes; Phaethontidae
Gene: TCFL5
Product: transcription factor-like 5 (basic helix-loop-helix)
Exons: 6
Coding region: 1-1587 (528 amino acids)
Biological process (GO): spermatogenesis; regulation of DNA-templated transcription
Cellular component (GO): nucleus
Molecular function (GO): protein dimerization activity; RNA polymerase II cis-regulatory region sequence-specific DNA binding; DNA-binding transcription factor activity, RNA polymerase II-specific
Source: RefSeq, a predicted model, not a curated record